Molecule: messenger RNA, 1181 nt
Organism: Quercus robur (English oak)
Lineage: Eukaryota; Viridiplantae; Streptophyta; Magnoliopsida; Fagales; Fagaceae
Product: desiccation-related protein PCC13-62-like
Exons: 3
Coding region: 73-990 (305 amino acids)
Source: RefSeq, a predicted model, not a curated record
UAAUCGUAACCUCAUGCACAUGUACGUACCACAAAUCACUUCGUUAUUUUGCUAAUUAGCUACACUUACACAAUGGCUAGUCCAAUUCUCUUCUCUGCCUUUCUCUUUAUUCUUACACUAGAACUAGAUGCCAGCCAGGUCAUGGCUGCUCCCGACUGUGGACCAAUUCAAGCCACUGAUGUUGAUCGGAUUGAAUUUGCUCUGAACCUUGAAUUCCUAGAAGCUGAGUUUUUCUUGAAUGGUGCACUUGGUCGUGGACUUGACAGUUUCGCUCCAUCUUUUGCUAAGGGAGGUCCGCCUCCCAUUGGUGCCAAGAAGGCCAAUCUUGACCCUCUUGUUGCUAAGAUCAUCGAGGAAUUUGGUUAUCAGGAAAUUGGCCAUCUUAGGGCUAUUAUUAACGCAACAGGUGGAAUUCCAAGGCCUCUGUUGGAUCUCAGCACUCAGACUUUCGCAAACAUUUUUAACCAAGCUUUUGGUUUCAAAUUGACCCCUCCAUUUGACCCUUAUCUUAACACAAUCAAUUACUUGUUAGCAAGCAAUUUGAUCCCUUACGUAGGGCUUGUGGGUUAUGUUGGCACCAUUCCAGACCUUACAAGCAGUGAUUUUCGAAGGUUGGUUGCUGGGCUUCUAGGAGUGGAGGCUGGACAAGAUGCAGUUAUACGAGCAUUACUUUAUGAGAGAGUCAACGAAAUAGUGCUGCCAUAUGGAAAAACCGUGGCCGAGUUCGUUAACCGUACUGCUGAGCUUAAAAAUAGGCUAGCCAAUUGUGGUAUCAAAGAUGAAGGCAUAAUAGUACCUCAAUCCCUUGGUGCAGAGAAUCGUACAAACAAUAACAUCCUUUCAGCUAAUACAGAUUCCCUUUCGUAUGCUCGGACACCACCUGAGAUCUUAAGGAUAGUGUAUGGAACUGGUAGUGAGAACAAGCCUGGUGGGUUUUAUCCUAAUUGUGCAGGUGGGAACAUUGCAAGGCGAUAUCUUAGCCCAGCAUAAGAGAUUCCAUUAAUUAGAUCUAAUAACAAUAAGAAUAACACUAAGAAGCUUCCAAUGAAUGAAGCUUUUGGAAUAACAUUCAAAUAUAUGCUAAACAACAUAUGUUUUGAAUUUGAAUCCCCUCUACCAUGUGUUGUAAGAAAAACAAAUUAUUAUAUCGAAUAAGAAUGAGGAGCUUAGACUGUUUUGAA